AGCCCAGCGCACUUUACAACAUCCAGCUGAUACCAACCGCUUAGCCAUACUGGUUGCCGCUUUUCUCUUGUUUCUCUUAAUCCCAGCUGUAAUGUUUACAUGUCACAUCUACCGUAAAAUGACUUAUUGAGCAGUGGGCGACGCCAGCAUGAUGGAGGUCGUAUUUAAACGUUUAAAUUUGUGUUUGAGUAGUUCCCAGGCUAGCUAGCUAGGUAAAGUUGAUAGCAAUAAUUAUCAUCAACGCUAGCUAGCUGACUGGUUGCCGAUAUUUACAAAGCUGGCAUCGAAAAAACUUCACCGUUAGCCAUGGGAAUACUUUUUACGAAGCUAUGGAGGCUUUUCAAUCACCAAGAGCACAAAGUCAUUAUUGUGGGCCUGGACAAUGCAGGCAAGACUACAAUUCUCUACCAGUUCUCAAUGAAUGAGGUGGUCCACACUUCGCCUACUAUUGGAAGCAAUGUGGAGGAAAUCGUUGUCAACAACACCCAUUUUCUGAUGUGGGACAUCGGAGGCCAGGAAUCCCUUAGAUCAUCCUGGAAUACUUACUACACCAACACAGAGUUUGUAAUCGUGGUGGUUGACAGCACAGACAGAGAGAGGAUCUCUGUGACCAAAGAGGAGCUCUACAGAAUGCUAGCACAUGAAGACCUACGAAAAGCAGGACUGUUGAUAUUUGCAAACAAGCAAGAUGUGAAAGGCUGCAUGACAGUGGCUGAAAUCUCCCAGAGCCUCCAGCUUACCUCCGUCAAAGAUCACCAGUGGCACAUCCAGGCCUGUUGCGCUCUCACAGGGGAGGGGUUGUGUCAAGGUCUUGAGUGGAUGAUGUCCCGGCUCCGUGUGAGAUGAUGACCUUCCUGACUGUUUUAGAGUGCCUGUUCUCCCUUUUUUUUUUCUGCCUCCCGACAAAAGGAAAGGAUGAGGUUUGUUAUUGGACGGCCUUCUCCUCUACAUAUUUUCCUUUGAAGCUGACAUGGACAGACCGUUGGAAGGAUCUUGAAUUUUCCUGUAAUAAUUUAUUAGACUAAAGACAUUUAACACAGAUCGGGAAAAGACUUGUUUCAGAGAGACAAUGUUCACAGAGAUGCAGAACAUUUGCACGGUUUUCCUUUUCAGAAGACACAAGUCGGCAAAAGUCUCCGGCUUGGAACUGUACGUGGAUCAAUCCUCCAGCCGUGCGUGCGUCUCGCCCAUGGUGGCCUUGCAGUAUUUCCAAACUGGCUGUGGUGGUUUUUCAUUGCCUCUCUGUGUGUACAGUCCAGUAUUCUCCUAUAACUCGGUGCCUGCAGCAGAACAUUCAUGGUGACUGAAAAAUGCUUGAUUGAGGGUAAAACACAACAUGCCCUCUUCCCAUCAGACCCUAUAGAAAUUCACUAAAAUAAAGUGUUUUUAUCUGUU
Molecule: messenger RNA, 1395 nt
Organism: Cyprinodon variegatus (sheepshead minnow)
Lineage: Eukaryota; Metazoa; Chordata; Actinopteri; Cyprinodontiformes; Cyprinodontidae
Gene: arl5a
Product: ADP-ribosylation factor-like protein 5A
Exons: 6
Coding region: 307-846 (179 amino acids)
Biological process (GO): protein localization to Golgi membrane; vesicle-mediated transport; intracellular protein transport
Cellular component (GO): cytoplasm; trans-Golgi network
Molecular function (GO): GTP binding; GTPase activity
Source: RefSeq, a predicted model, not a curated record